GAAGUAAGCAUUAACCACCCUGUAUUCCGGUUUGUGGUUACCAGGGCACCGAGGAAACAGCAGCUUCUGCAAACGAAACGUAUCCAUGCACAACUAAAGCUAGUGGAUAAUACAUGGCCCUAAAACUAUAUGGUCAGAUACAAUUGGUAAAAAUACGUUAUAUAAAAUUGGUUUAUGUGCAUAUUAUUUUAGAAAGUUCGCUUUAGUUUGCUAGCUUGUAGCUAGCCAGCAAGCAACCAUAGUUGGAACCAAAUCUCAGUUCUAUUUAACGCUGCUGGAAAUAUGUUUAUUUAUCUCAGUAAAAAGAUUGCCAUCCCUAACAACAUACGGCUGAAAUGCGUUUCCUGGAACAAGGACCAAGGAUUCAUAGCAUGUGGCGGGGAGGACGGGCUCCUCAAAGUCCUGAAGUUGGACACACAGACCGAUGAUGCUAAGCUCAAAGGACUCGCAGCCCCUAGCAACCUGUCGAUGAAUCAGACGCUGGAAGGCCACAGCGGGGCAGUCCAGGUCGUGACUUGGAACGAACAGUACCAGAAGCUCACCACCAGUGACCAGAAUGGGCUCAUCAUCGUUUGGAUGCUGUACAAAGGCUCGUGGUACGAGGAGAUGAUCAACAACCGGAACAAGUCGGUGGUGAGGAGCAUGAGCUGGAACGCGGACGGCCAGAAGAUCUGCAUCGUGUACGAGGACGGGGCGGUCAUCGUGGGGUCCGUGGACGGGAACAGGAUCUGGGGGAAGGAGCUGAAGGGCAUUCAGCUGGCCCAUGUGGCCUGGUCACCCGACAGCAAGAUCCUGCUCUUCGGCAUGGCCAACGGUGAAAUACACAUCUACGACAACCAGGGCAACUUCAUCAUGAAGAUGGCGGUGAGCUGCCUGGUGAACGUCACCGGGGUGGUGAGCAUCUCGGGGAUCCACUGGUACCCUGGGACGGAGGGCUACGUGGAGCCCGACUGCCCCUGCCUGGCCAUCUGCUUCGACAACGGGAGGUGUCAGAUCAUGCGCUAUGAGAACGAUGAGAACCCGGUACUGAUCGACACCGGCAUGAACGUGGCCAGCAUCCAGUGGAACCAGAGCGGCAGCGUUCUGGCCGUCGCUGGCUCGCAGAAAGCCAUCGCCAUGGACAAAGACGUCAACGUGGUGCAGUUCUACACCCCCUUCGGAGAGCAUUUGCGGACCCUAAAGGUUCCUGGGAAACAGAUGACCGCGGUAUCCUGGGAAGGUGGAGGACUGAGAAUCGGCCUGGCCGUGGACUCGUUCAUCUACUUUGCCAACAUCCGUCCGGAUUACAAGUGGGGGUACUGCUCUAACACGGUGGUGUAUGCCUACACGCGCCCGGACCGGUUGGAGUACUGCGUGGUCUUCUGGGACACGAAGAACAACGAGAAGUUUGUGAAAUACGUGAGGAGCCUCCUGUCCAUCACCACCUGCGGGGACUUCUGUAUCCUGGCAACCAAGGCGGACGACUCGCACCCCCAGGAAGACGCCGAGGCGGACGCGGUAGCGGCGACGAAACGUCAGUCACAUGACCCUGCCGUGUCUUCCCGCCUCCUGCAGUACGUGCUGGUGCUGUGCAACUCCAUCGGGACGCCGCUGGACUCCAAGUACAUCGACAUCGACCCGCUGUUCGUUACCAUGACGAGGACGCACGUCAUCGCCGCGUCCAAGGAGGCCUUCUACACCUGGCAGUACCGCGUGGCCAAGAAGCUCACCGCCCUGGAGAUCAACCAGGUGGCCAAGACCAGGAAGGAGGGCCGGGAGAGGGUUUACCACAUCGAUGACACUCCCUCUGGAGUGGGUGAAGGAACGCUGGACUUCGGCAAAGCCUUCACUGGAACCAGAGAUCCGAUAUGCUGCGUUACAGCUACGGACAAGACUCUUAUUGUGGCCCGAGAGUCUGGCACCAUUCAGAGGUACAGCCUGCCCAACAUCGGGCUGGUGCAGAAAUACUCCCUCAGCUACAGGGCCUACCAGCUCUCGCUCAACUGCAGCUCCAGUCGUUUAGCCAUCAUAGACAUCACCGGGGUGCUGACCUUCUUCGACCUGGAGCCGCGGUCGGUGGGGGACAGCUCGGGGGAACAGGCGGCGGGGGCGGGGGACCCGCUCAAGUUCGAGCGCAAGGACGUGUGGGACAUGAAGUGGGCCAACGACAACCCGGACCUGUUCGCCAUGAUGGAGAAGACCAGGAUGUACGUGUUCCGGAACCUGGACCCGGAGGAACCCAUCCAGACGUCUGGAUAUAUAUGCAACUUCGAAGACCUGGAAAUAAAGUCUGUUCUAUUGGAUGAAAUCUUGAAGGACCCUGACAGACCCAAUAAGGACUACCUCAUUAACUUUGAGAUCCGGUCUCUGCGGGACAGCCGGGCCCUGAUAGAGAAAGUGGGGAUCGAGGACGCCUCCCAGUUCAUCGAGGAUAACCCGCACCCCAGACUCUGGCGCCUCCUGGCGGAAGCGGCGCUGCAGAGGCUGGAUCUGAAGACUGCAGAGCAGGCCUUUGUGCGCUGUAAGGACUACCAGGGCAUCGAGCUGGUCAAGCGGCUGGGCAACCUGCAAAGCGAGGCCAUGAAGCAGGCCGAGGUGGCCGCCUACUUCAGCCGCUUCGAGGAGGCCGAGAGGAUGUACCUGGACAUGGACCGCAGGGACCUGGCCAUCAGUCUGAGGAUUAAGCUUGGCGACUGGUUCCGCGUGCUGCAGCUGCUGAAGACGGGGUCCGGGGACAGCGACGACGCCCUGCUGGAGCAGGCCUACAACGCCAUUGGGGACUACUUCGCCGACAGACAGAAAUGGGUGAACGCGGUGCAGUACUACCUGCAGGGCCGGAACCAGGAGAGGCUGGCCGAGUGCUACUACAUGCUGGAGGACUACGAGGGCCUGGAGAGGCUGGCCAGCUCCCUCCCCGAAAACCACAAGCUGCUGCCGGAUAUCGGUCAGAUGUUCGUCACGGUCGGCAUGUGCGACCAGACGGUGAACGCGUAUCUGAAGUGCAACCAGCCCAAGGCCGCGGUCGACGCCUGCGUGCACCUGAACCAGUGGAACAAGGCCGUCGAACUGGCCAAAAACCACAACAUGAAAGAAAUCGGGUCCCUUUUGGCCAAAUACGCUUCCCAUCUGCUGGAGAAGAACAAGAUCCUGGAGGCGGUGGAGCUGUACAGGAAAGCGCAUCACUUCCUGGACGCGGCGAAGCUGAUGUUCAAGAUUGCCGACGAGGAGGCUGGGAAGAGGACCAAACCCCUGCGGGUGAAGAAGCUGUACGUGCUCGCCGCCCUGCUGGUGGAGAGCUACCAUGACCAGGUGAAGAGCUCCCAGCAGAGCAAAGCCAAGGGCAAGAAGUCUGAGGCCACGUCGGCGCUGGAGGGGCUCCUGGAGGAGGACUCCGCCUCGUCUCACAGUCGCAUCGUGGACAGCGCCUGGCGCGGGGCUGAGGCCUACCACUUCUUCCUGCUGGCGCAGAGGCAGCUGUACGACGGAUACGUGGACGCCGCCAUGAGGACAGCUCUCCACCUGCGGGACUACGAGGACAUCAUCCCCGCGGUGGAGAUCUACUCCCUGCUGGCGGUGUGCUCGUCGGCCAAUCGGGCGUUCGGCACCUGCUCCCGGGCCUUCAUCAAGCUGGAGUCCCUGGAGAGCCUGGCCCUGGAGCAGCGGCAGCACUACCAGGACCUGGCCCUGGAGAUCUUCACCAAGCACAGCCCCAAGGACAACAGGAAGUCCCAGCUGGACAGCCCGCCCGAGGGGAGCGAAGGCAAGCUGCCCACCUGCAUCGUGACGGGACGGACCAUCUCAGAGUACCAGUUCUGGAUGUGCAACACCUGCAAGCACUGCGCCCUGGAGCAGGAGAUCAGCAACCACCGCUACUGCCCGCUGUGCCACAGCUCCCUGGCAUAGGGCAACCACCGCUUCUGCCCGCUGUGCCACAGCUCCCUGGCAUAGGGCAACCCGGCUCUGAUGCCCUCUGUGCCACAGCUCCCUGGCAUAGGGCAACCCGGCUCUGAUGCCCGCUGUGCCACAGCUCCCUGGCAUAGGGCAACCCGGCUCUGAUGCCCGCUGUGCCACAGCUCCCUGGCAUAGGGCAACCCAGCUCUGAUGCCCGCUGUACCACAGCCCUCUGGCAUAGGGAAACCCAGCUGUAAUGCCCACUGUACCACAGCUCUCUACCACAGGGCAACCAAACUCUAAUGCCCACUGUACCACAGCCCUCAGGCAUAGGGCAACCAACCGUUAGUGCCCGCUGUAUCACAGCCCUUUGGCUGUGAAUAGGGCAACCAUACUUUACACUGUUCUGUACAUGGCCUCAAACUAAACACUAUUGAUGUAGGGCAUCUAUUAAACUGUAGCUUAGGGCCGUCAGGCUGUUGUGGAACAUAUCUGUGCUCUGCAAAUUGAUUAAUGUGUUAAGCCUAAUGUUGCACAAGAUGGGUGCCUGGUUGGUACAGAGCAUUUAAUGUUGCCUCUUCUGAACAUAUGAACAGUUUCUUUUUUAUAGACAUUUCAUAUUGUGAGUUUUAUACUGUAGCUGUUCUGCAUUGUUUGAUAUUUUAUUCUUAUAUGGUAUAGUAAACCGAGUUUGAGCCCCUUUGCUGAAAAUACAUGGACACCUUUCCUCACAGAAACGUGGACCAGAAUGUUUUUUAUCCGGUACAAUACAAGCCCAUGGCCAGAGGCCAACCAAAACUGUAAAUGACAGAAAUUUUAUGAGGAUCUCUAGACGUUUUUACAUAUGAAAGACACUCAUGGCAUCCUCCAUUUGAAAAUGAAUUUUCGUUUUUUUCAUUUUUUCCCAUGUAAUUCCAUAAUUUUGUAAAUAUGUAAUAAAUUAUAUACGAACAGAA
Messenger RNA from Anguilla rostrata (American eel), 4826 nucleotides. RefSeq names its product WD repeat domain 35 (gene wdr35). The transcript is spliced from 28 exons. The record is from RefSeq and is a predicted model, not a curated record. Bases 283 to 3882 code for a protein of 1199 amino acids. Gene Ontology annotation, molecular function: protein binding. Gene Ontology annotation, biological process: intraciliary retrograde transport; non-motile cilium assembly; protein localization to cilium. NCBI's taxonomy places the organism in Eukaryota, Metazoa, Chordata, Actinopteri, Anguilliformes, Anguillidae. Gene Ontology annotation, cellular component: intraciliary transport particle A; non-motile cilium.